Messenger RNA from Culex quinquefasciatus (southern house mosquito), 738 nucleotides. Its product is annotated as male-specific sperm protein Mst84Dd. The coding region runs from base 105 to 701 and encodes 198 amino acids. NCBI's taxonomy places the organism in Eukaryota, Metazoa, Arthropoda, Insecta, Diptera, Culicidae. The transcript is spliced from 3 exons. The record is from RefSeq and is a predicted model, not a curated record.
UUCGUUUGGACCUUGAAGAGAGCAGUCGCAAAAUUGAAGAACCCCAAAAAAAGUUCCAGCCUUUUAGAAGAACAUCCAGCAAGUUUUAAACAAGACCAUUCAAAAUGUGUGAUCCAUGCUGUAGCCCCUGUGGCCCUUGUGGUCCGGUCUGUGGUCCGUGUGGCCCUUGUGGACCGGCCUGCGGUCCGUGUGGCCCUUGCGGUCCUUGUAACUACUCGGCCGGUCAGCUAGCCUGCAUGCCUCAGUGCCCAACGGGUGGCCCAGCGCCGACCUGUGGACCCCGCUUCGUGACCGUCCAGCAGCCGCCCCGGCUCGUGGCCCAGAAGAAGGUCAUCAACUGCAGCCGUACCGUCAUCGACAAGCACGUCCUGCCGCAAACCAAGGCCAUCGUGGAACCCAAGUUGAUCUACCAACCGAAGACCAUCAUCGAACCGUGCGUGAUCUUCAAGCGACGGAUCGUUCCGGAACCCAAGGUCAUCUACUACAGUCGGGUCGUGCCUGAUCCCAAGGUCGUCUGCUCGCAGCGUGUCAUCGUGGAACCGAAGGAGUACUGCACCACGAUGGUGUGCCAACCCAAGCCCCAGAUCGUGCCCGUUCCGCCAGCCAAGGAAUACUGCUGCAUGUCCUCUGGGACGACAUUCUUCAACAACCCGUGUUGUCCACCUACGCCCGGUCCCAUUUGUCCCCCAAAAGCGUGCUGACCCCAAGCAACAUUGACAAGCUAGAAGGCCUGUAAGU